ACUGAGGGCUCAGACCAGUGUUCCAUGCCUGAGGACUUGAGAGUGGCUGAAGUUUCAGACCAUUGGUGGUACUCCAUGCUCAUACUCCCUCCCUUGCUGAAAGACAGUGUGGCAGCUCCCUUUCUAGCUGCAUAUUAUCCCGACUGCGUGGGCAUGAGUCCAUCCUGUACCAGCACCAAUCGGUUACCUGGUGAAUCCAACCUUGUGAAGUUAGAGCACUUAAAGAGCGUGCCUAAUUUGACUGUUGCAGGCAUGAACAAGUAUUUCCAGCCUUUUUACCAGCCCAAUGAAUGUGGGAAAGCACUUUGUGUGAGGCCAGAUGUCAUGGAACUGGAUGAGCUCUAUGAGUUCCCAGAAUAUUCACGAGACCCCACCAUGUACUUGGCUUUGAGAAACCUGAUUUUGGCUCUGUGGUAUACAAACUGUAAGGAGGCUCUUACCCCGCAAAAAUGUAUCCAUCACAUCAUUGUUCGUGGGCUUGUGCGUAUUCGCUGUGUACAUGAAAUGGAGAGGAUACUUUAUUUUAUGACAAGGAAAGGGCUAAUUAAUACAGGGAUUUUAUCAGUCAGUCCUGACCACUAUCUCCUUCCUAAAGAAUACCACAAUAAAUCUGUCAUUAUUGUUGGGGCUGGUGCAGCAGGAUUAGCAGCAGCCCGACAGCUGCACAACUUUGGAAUUAAGGUCAUUAUCCUGGAAGCUAAAGACAGAAUUGGUGGCCGAGUGUGGGAUGACAAGACAUUCAAAGGAGUCACUGUUGGAAGAGGUGCACAAAUCGUCAAUGGAUGUGUCAACAACCCAAUGGCACUAAUGUGUGAGCAACUUGGCAUUAAAAUGCACAAACUAGGGGAGAAAUGUGACUUGAUCCAGGAAGGUGGAAGGAUAACAGAUCCCACCAUUGACAAACGUAUGGACUUUCAUUUCAAUGCCAUCCUAGAUGUUGUCUCUGAGUGGAGAAAAGAUAAAACUCAACAUCAAGAUGUUCCUCUUGGUGAAAAAAUACAAGAGAUCUAUAAAGCCUUUAUUCAGGAGUCUGGUAUCCAGUUCAGUGAGCUUGAAGAAAAAGUACUACAGUUCCAUCUCAGUAAUUUGGAGUAUGCCUGUGGCAGCAACCUCUCUCAGGUAUCUGCACGCUCAUGGGACCACAAUGAAUUUUUUGCACAGUUUGCUGGAGAUCACACUCUUCUAACUGUGGGAUAUUCUACUGUGAUUGAUAAAUUGGCAGAAGGACUGGACAUCCGGCUGAAUUUCCCAGUACAGACUAUUGACUAUUCUGGUGAGGAAGUACAAGUCACUACUGCAGAUGGAACAGUGUGGACAACACAAAAGGUAUUAGUAACUGUACCACUGGCCCUUCUUCAGAAAAAUGCCAUUCAGUUUAAUCCUCCACUGUCAGAAAAAAAAAUUAAAGCCAUUAAUAGUUUGGGAGCAGGAGUCAUUGAGAAGAUUGCCUUGCAGUUUCCUUACAGAUUUUGGGACAGUAAAAUUCAAGGAGCUGAUUUUUUUGGUCAUGUUCCACCCAAUUCCAGCCAGCGUGGGCUCUUCAGUGUUUUCUAUGACAUGGAUCCAGAGGGCAAAGAAAGCAUUUUAAUGUCAGUGGUCACUGGAGAUGCUGUGACAACCAUUAAGAAUUUAGAUGAUAAACAAGUACUGCAACAGUGUAUGACUGUGCUUCGAGAGCUGUUUAAGGAGCAGGAGGUUCCUGACCCAGUGAAGUUUUUUGUUACUCAAUGGAGCAAAGACCCUUGGCUCCAGAUGGCAUAUAGCUUUGUGAAAACAGGGGGCAGCGGUGAAGCUUAUGAUAUUAUAGCUGAAGACAUACAAGGAAAAAUUUUUUUUGCUGGUGAGGCUACAAAUAGGCACUUUCCUCAGACCGUCACAGGAGCUUACUUGAGUGGAGUUCGAGAAGCAAGCAAAAUAGCAGCAUUUUAA
Nestor notabilis (Kea) is the source of this 1929-nucleotide messenger RNA. RefSeq names its product lysine (K)-specific demethylase 1B (gene KDM1B). The record is from RefSeq and is a predicted model, not a curated record. Gene Ontology annotation, molecular function: protein binding; oxidoreductase activity. The transcript is spliced from 15 exons. Lineage: Eukaryota; Metazoa; Chordata; Aves; Psittaciformes; Psittacidae. The annotation marks the transcript as partial.